This is a messenger RNA of Cutaneotrichosporon cavernicola, 570 nucleotides long. RefSeq lists its product as uncharacterized. Gene Ontology annotation, biological process: tetrahydrofolate biosynthetic process; folic acid metabolic process; glycine biosynthetic process. The record is from RefSeq and is a predicted model, not a curated record. Gene Ontology annotation, molecular function: dihydrofolate reductase activity; NADP binding. NCBI's taxonomy places the organism in Eukaryota, Fungi, Basidiomycota, Tremellomycetes, Trichosporonales, Trichosporonaceae. Gene Ontology annotation, cellular component: mitochondrion. The transcript has 2 exons. The coding region runs from base 1 to 570 and encodes 189 amino acids.
AUGACAAAACCGCGUCCCCUAACCGCCAUUGUGGCCGCGACACUCGACAAUGGCAUCGGCCGCGACGGCGGCUUGCCAUGGCGUCUGCCGGGUGAGAUCAAGUACUUUGCAAGGGUCACCACUGGCGAGCCGUCGGGUGGCCGGAACGCCGUCCUUAUGGGCCGACGGACUUGGGAUGGUAUACCACCUAAAUUCCGCCCCUUGAAGGACAGGUAUAACCUCGUCAUCUCAAGGACGCCCCAAGUCGUCGAAAAAGCCAACCUUACAACAGCGCAUGCGAGCUUUGAAGAUGCCCUCGCCUCUGUUCCGGGGGAUACGCAUCGCGUGUUCCUCAUCGGUGGGGCGACACUGUAUAAUGCCGCGUUACCUAGCCAUGUCGACCGCGUACUCCUCACUCGCGUGCUUGAGCGGUUACCGUGCGACGUCUUCCUCUCCGACUUUACUGCUCUCCCUGGAUGGCGGUUGACGAGUCAUGACGAGCUGCGGCAGUGGGUGGGGUGGGAGGUGCCAGAGGGCGAGGUCGAGGAGAAGGGGAUUAGAUAUCGUUACGAGAUGUGGGUCAAGGAGUAA